Cucurbitaria berberidis CBS 394.84 is the source of this 2196-nucleotide messenger RNA. Its product is annotated as PAP/OAS1 substrate-binding domain-containing protein. Bases 1 to 2196 code for a protein of 731 amino acids. The transcript has a single exon. Gene Ontology annotation, biological process: RNA 3'-end processing. Lineage: Eukaryota; Fungi; Ascomycota; Dothideomycetes; Pleosporales; Cucurbitariaceae. Gene Ontology annotation, molecular function: RNA uridylyltransferase activity. The record is from RefSeq and is a predicted model, not a curated record.
AUGGCACAGGAGAAUACGUCAACGUCCAAUGGACUGGAAAACCAAAUGCGGAAUAUGGUUCUCGGCAAUGGGACAAUUACCAGCGAACAGACUAACCAAGGCCCUCAAAACCCUCAAUCAUCGCAGCAUCGGCCAGGGCGUGGACAUGGACGUGGAUAUGGACGCGGCGGUGUCUCUCACGGCUUCGAGAGGAACUACCAAAACUACGCUGAUCAGGGCCAAAGAUGGCGCGCGAAUGGUCCGACAAACCAAUCGCCCAUGGUAGCGGGGAGGGUAUAUCCAUCAAGUCAACGCUACCAACCGCCCCAAGCAGGCUAUUCACAAAACGCAUCACCAGGAGAUCAGAGUAGGCACUCUGGGCGGAUGCCACCAAGGUCUUAUAACCAGCGCACAACCCAAACCCCAACGGUGCUUCAAAGGCCGUCGGGUAAUGCUAUGCUGCCAGUUCAGGGACAAGCAAGCUCAUCACUACGGUCACAAGCCUCCUAUCCACCUCAGCACAACGCUACACAGCCUCGGGAAGACCCAACGGCACAGAUCGAGCACCUGGACCACCUAGCGACACAAGAGAUCCCAGGAAUCGAAAUGAGUCUUGCUGAGCUGGAGGAAAAGGAGGCAUUCAGAAAGCACCUCGAGCGCAUCUUGCAGCAAGCUUUUGCUGAGAAUUACCCCGGAGAUAUAGCCACCCAUUCACUAGUCGGCUUCGGUAGUUUGGCUUCAGGAUUUGGCAUGCCUGGCUCGGACAUGGAUCUUGCAGUUGUGACAAAGUGGAAUGACCCUUCCAGAUCAGACGUGGUAGAAAUUGAUCGCAGCAUUCCGCGUCUCCUGGGACGCGCAGUGCUCGAUGCCAAGCUGGGCGGUCGUCUGCUUACGAAGACACGAGUGCCGAUUUUGAAGAUAUGCCAGAAUCCGACAGAUGCGCUGUAUGCUGCCCUUUGCGAAGAUCGCAAGAAAUGGGAUGGUCUCCCUGAAGAGGAAGGGAAUCCUGGUGAUGGUCCACUAAAGCCUUCGUCGAAGCCGAAACCACUGGUAAAGGCUGAUGGCGAAAAGUCUGCUGAGCCCACGCAACGUGCGAACAGCUCGGUGAUUGGUGAAGGCUUCCCAGAGCUUGGCUCUCAAUCGGCUACCAAGGCACAACAAAAGACACGCUCAAAAGACGAGCCGAUGAAGAGUAAUGCUCCUACAUUAGCUGCCAGACCAGAUGAAGUCAACAGCAACGGAACCAGCAACACUGCCGCCAAAAAACAGCAACCUCGCGCCGAGAAGGUCUGGACGCGGGAAAGGGCCAUUGGACCACUCGACUUUCCAAAGACUGGCGUAGGUAUUCAAUGCGAUAUCAACUUCGAGAAUCCCCUCGGCAUUCACAACACCCAUAUGCUCCGCUGCUACUCUCUCACUGAUCCUCGCGUACGCCCUAUAGUCCUCUUCGUCAAGGCCUGGGCAAAGCGCCGCAAAAUUAACAGUGCCUAUUCCGGCACACUAUCUUCUUACGGUUGGGUUUUGAUGGUCGUGCACUACCUCGUAAACAUUGCCCAACCACCAGUCUGCCCCAAUCUCCAACACUCCAUCCCCCAACCGACGGACGUCGCAGGCCUUGCGAAGUUUAUGGGGACCACCGUCAGUGGCUACAGCGUUCGCUUCUGGCGCAACGAGCAGGAAAUCACCGAAGCAGCACAAGCAGGCCGGCUCACGCAGAACACACAGUCGGUCGGUGCACUUCUUCGUGGCUUCUUCCAGUACUACGCGGGCACCCCGGCGUACUUUUACGGUCCGCGGCCGCCGCAGUUCUACUGGACUAACGAGGUUCUAUCACUCCGUACACAAGGCGGCAUCCAGUCGAAGCAGAGCAAGGGAUGGGUCAGCGCCACGACGAAGAUCACGGCAGAGAAGAAAGUCACGAAUCGGUACUUGUUUGCCAUUGAGGAUCCCUUCGAGCUCGAUCACAACGUCGCGAGGACCGUUACGCAUCGAGGUGUCGUGGCGAUUCGAGAUGAAAUCCGCCGAGUUGGGAGGAUACUGAGAGCUAUUGGGCAGGGAGUGCAGCCAGAGGGGGGCAUUUUCGAUGAGGUUUUCGAGACCGUGCUGUCGGCGCCCACACUGAAUCCCGAAGAGGUAGGAGCGCCGCAGAAGACGACAGCGGAGAAAGUCGACGGCACGGGCCAGGCCGAGGAAGACAGCCAGCAACGUGUAGGGUAA